AUGGACACAAUUGUAUCCCUGCCUGUAGAGAGAGCUGUCGCUAUAUAUGGCGUUAUUGUGGCAAUUAUUCUCCAAACAAAGUUGGAGAGUGUUACAGCAUCAAACAUAUAUGCAGCCGAGUCUCUUAGAGCUGGAUAUGCAAUCUUUGCUUCCGGAAUUAUUGUGGGCUUUGCAAAUCUUGUCUGCGGGUUGUGUGUAGGAAUUAUUGGAAGCAGCUGUGCAUUGUCUGAUGCCCAAAAUUCUUCACUUUUUGUGAAGAUCCUUGUUAUUGAGAUUUUUGGCAGUGCACUGGGGCUUUUUGGAGUAAUUGUGGGAAUAAUCAUGUCAGCCCAAGCAACAUGGCCUUCUAACAAUUGA
Molecule: messenger RNA, 357 nt
Organism: Ilex paraguariensis (yerba mate)
Lineage: Eukaryota; Viridiplantae; Streptophyta; Magnoliopsida; Aquifoliales; Aquifoliaceae
Source: the annotation of a GenBank genome assembly